AUGGCAUCAUUGCGCAAAAAAAACAGAGCUUUGCAUUGGAUACAAAGGAGACGUGUCAAAGGAAAACUCAACGAUGUUGAUCCUUGUAAUGCAACAACAGAAGCAAACAUGAUUUACCUGAGAGCUUAUUGCUGCUAG
Messenger RNA from Arabidopsis thaliana (thale cress), 138 nucleotides. RefSeq lists its product as uncharacterized. Bases 1 to 138 code for a protein of 45 amino acids. The transcript has a single exon. The record is from RefSeq and is marked reviewed. Lineage: Eukaryota; Viridiplantae; Streptophyta; Magnoliopsida; Brassicales; Brassicaceae.